UCUCCCGUGCACUUCACAGUGUUUAAUUUUAGACUCCCCAUGAGGCAGGAGCAAAGCAACUCCAGCUGAAGUCAGAAGCUUGCCAGUUUGCUCUGCCCCGUGUCAGUGUUCUGACAAACAUUUAGCAUCCUUUGACAGAAUUUGAGUUGAGAACCCAAACAUGUCAAACAGAGAAAAUGAGGAUCUCAAUGAAGAGGACAUUGAUGAGGAUGAACUCCUUGCUACGCUUUCACCUGAGGAGCUUAAGGAGCUCCAGAGUGAAAUGGAUAUUAUGAUCGCUCCAGAUGAUAGUGUUCCAGUUGGACAGAGGCAGAAGGACCAGACAGAAAAGCCUCCGACUGGAACGUUUGACCACAGAUCCCUGGUCGGCUACCUCUACUGGGAGAAGGAAUCCAAGCGUAUGCUUGAGGAAGAAAGAGUGCCUGCUACUCUGCUACCCAGUGAGAGAACAUUGAGGCAGGAGGCUGAAGACAAAGAAAAAGUCAACACUGUGGAAGAUGGGCAUGAUGAAGUACAUGAAGUGAUUGAGCAAGUAAUUGAGAACAAGGACAAAGAUGAUACAAGAGAAGGGGAAAUAACUGAAGAACUAAUUGAGGAAAUUGUCGAUGGGGUAAAAGAGAGCAAUGAAACAGACAAAGAGAUCCACGAGAAAGACAAAGAGCUUAAUCCAAUUACACAUGAAAAUACUGAGACGCAAUCUGAUAGCACAGAAACGGAAAAUGCAGGGCACCAAGACGGAACAACAGAAGUGAAAGAGGAAAGUAAAAUUACAGACACUUUGCCUCCUCUAGACUUACCGGAUGAUGCCAAGAAAAGUGAGCCCAAUGACAAACUCCAGGAGAAAGAGGAGAAAAAAAUCAAUAAAUUAAAAAUCCCCAAGCUGGCACUCAAUAAUAUCAAAAUGACAUCUCGACCUUCAGGAAAUGAGACAAAUUUGGAGUCGACACUUGACAAGAUCCGCAACAACAACUUUUCCGUCACUGAGGUAAACCUCAACAACAUAGAGAACAUUCCCAAAGAGAUGCUCCUGGACUAUGUCAAUGCCUUGAAGAAGAACAAACACGUGAAAACAUUUAGCAUCGCAAACACGGGUGUGGAUGAAAACAUCGCAUUCAACCUGGCCAACAUGUUACGUGAGAAUCGCAGCAUCACAACGCUGAACAUAGAGUCCAACUUCAUUACAGGAAAAGGAAUUGUUGCCAUCAUUCGAUGCCUACAAUUCAAUGAGACCCUCACUGAGCUGCGAUUUCACAACCAAAGACACAUGCUGGGUCACUAUGCCGAGAUGGAGAUCUCACGCCUGCUCAAGGCCAACAACACUCUCCUGAAAAUGGGAUACCAUUUUGAACAGCCAGGGCCAAGGAUGGUGGUGACCAAUCUGUUAACCAGGAAUCUGGACCAGCAGAGGCAACUAAGAAAGGAAGAGCAAAAGCAGCAGCAGCUGAAGGAGCAGAGGGAGGUGAUGCAGAUGUACGAGAGCAGUCUAAACCUACCUCCAGGUUUACUUGAGAUGCUGGGGUACAUACCGCCCCUGGAACUCCUGCAGAAACAUGGCCUUGUCACACCCCCAAAAGAACUGAAAAAGAUACCCCCAAAAGAAGAACAGGUAGAAAACGAAGAACCAGCAGAGCCCCCAAGGCAGAUCAAACACAACAGAAUUCCCAGACAACCCGGUGCUGAGCCCCAGAACUCAAUGAGGGACGUCCGGCUGAAGAAAACUCCUAAGAAACGCGACCCUUUUUUGGAGUUGGACCGCAGGGAUGCCAGUCGAAAAGAGAGAGCUGGUUUCCAACUGAGGAAGACUCCCAAAGUGAAGGAGUCAGUCACACAGGGCACAGCGGAUGAAAGAGCAAACCUGAAGGAUGUGAUAAAGACUUUGAAGCCGGUCCCUCGCAGGCGAGUGCCACCUAAGGUUGAUCCCACACCUCGUGACGAGCUCCUAAAUGAGAUCAAGAAGAGUAGCGUGGCCUAUCUUAAAUCUGUGCCGCUCCCUAAAGCCCUGGAAUCAAGUGAAACGAGUCUCAUCUGAGGCAGUGACUUAUCGUAAUGUGUUUGACACGUACUAUAUUUUGGAAAUGAACUGUACAGUGAGAAAGAACCACGUUCACACACAUAGCGGCUGGCUGUUUUCCACCACAAUCUUUCACAAAAGCCAAUAAUAUGCAGAAUGCUUUUUAGAUCAAAAUGCAACAAAGCUCUCAUUCACACCUGGAAAAAAAAGAGCAAAUGUACAUUUAUUCAGCGGGAAGCUCAACUGUUUUAUGCUUAUUUCCACACAUUGUGCUAAGAAGGCUUAUAUUUACUGAAUGCUGAAUUAUUUGUGGUUUGCAUUUGCCAAUUUAUAAACAACCUCACAGACCCAACUACUGCAUACAUUCAUAAAGUGAUAAGAAAAACAAUGCAUCAUUAAUUGGUUUAUACAGCCAUGUUUAAUAUUUGGCUCUGUGAUCACACCAUCACGGUUGCUGAAUGGAAAAAUGUGACAUGUAUGAUUGAGGACAACAUAACAUUGCACCCAUCCACUCCACCUCUCUGAACGGCCUUCAUGCACAAACUGUGCAGUCAAGGUGCAAAUAAGAAAAGCUUCAGGGAAGAUUUUCCAACAUGUCAGCAGUAUAAAAGGAACAUUUUGCUUUAUUAAAUAUGCAUCAUGAGUUGCCAAUCCAGUGCUGAUAAAGAUAUUUCAGUUAAAUGAAUAAUUGUAUGCAUCCUACAACCACUGUGUUCAUGACCUAUUAGAAAUAACACACGCAAACAGCAAACAUAUACGUACGAUAGUAGAAUAAAGCUGAAAGAGCCGUUCCUUUUCAAUUGCAUAGCAGCGAUCAGAGGAGAUACACUCAGGCUCAUCUAUGCUUUCAGCACAUGGUCACACUCUCUGAAAAAUUGUUCUAUUUAUAAUCAGGAUUACGAGUGAGAACACAUGUACACCAGACGCACAUUUGUGUUGGAUCCUUAAGUGACAAGAUGGAAUAAAUCAAUCUGGGUUUUGUACUGAUGGGUAAGAAAUAAAAAACUAGCAAUGAUUUUAACAAGGUAGAACAAUUAAAUCUAGGAUAAAAAAUACCCAGUUUGCGACCUUAAGAAGUGCAAUAUUAGCAAGGGGAUGUGUAUUUGUAAAACUUUUGACUUGGGAAUACUGAAACCUUUGCUGCUGCCAUUUGUCUUUCAACUGUGACUAUUGAAAGCUGUACACAUGUUAAGGAGUGUGUUCAUCUAUCUGUACUAAAAAACCAAAAGGGCAGACCGGAGGGCCACAAGUACAAAUGUGAUUCUACUCAUUGCAUGCGUGAUGAUGGAGCGGACAUCCCUUUCCUACAACCUUACUGCUUUAAUUUGCUUUCGAUAAAAUCCUGAAUUUUGUUCACUCUCUCCUCCUGCUGAUCCAAGAGAUCCAUGAUGAUGCCCAUAGGAGUCUUCUUCAUUCCAACACCUUCCAUCUUGUUCUCCAGUCUGUUCUUCAUGUUGCGCAGUCUCAGGGAGGCAUGGAUGAGGAUUACUAAACGGCAAUAGCGGGAAAUAAUCUUUUUUUCAAAACUUAAAAACUGAAGUAUAUUCAAAUAUUGAUAUUAGUUGCUGGAAAUAAAAAGUGACAGAGAGAGACACACACACACACACAUGCAGGUGUUAUUCUAUGAGGUGGAUCGCGAAGCCAUGACAUCAGUCAGUAAAUGCGGCUGUGUGCACAUCAAGAAACCAUAGCGAUCUGUAAACAUGGGGCAGUGAGCAGGCCGCCUGGGACGUGAUCAGACUGCCUGCAGCGACGUGUUAAAACUCAAAUGUUCGCUUUAACGAUCAAAUGUAGGAAGAGAACAGAGGGAAAACCUAACCUGGCCAUCUUUCAUAAGAGAAUACCAUUCUGUUCUAAUUGAGCAGUGAGUCAGAAUGGUUUGGAAACUUGUUCAGCUGCUGCAAAACCUCAGUUAUGAUUCCCUGUGUGAGUCAGAGAGACCUUCGAUGAGAAACACGAGUAUGCCAGUGUUGGCCAACUAAACAAACCCAAAAAAAUAAAUAAAUAAAUAAAAAAGAAAAUGCUUUUUGUUGAAAUUUAGGCAAACGUUUAGUCCAAAGAGAUUUGGUUGAGGAUGUACAAGUAUUGUCUCCACAUACUUAAAGCAGCAGUAAAUACUACCGUAUUUUCAUGACCAUAAGGCGCACUUAAAAGUCUUAAAUUUUCUCCAAAAUGGACAGGGCGCCUUAUAAUGCGGCGCGCCUUAUGUGUG
Phycodurus eques (leafy seadragon) is the source of this 4223-nucleotide messenger RNA. It is a transcript of the gene lmod3, whose product is annotated as leiomodin 3 (fetal). Gene Ontology annotation, molecular function: tropomyosin binding. Bases 161 to 2029 code for a protein of 622 amino acids. The record is from RefSeq and is a predicted model, not a curated record. Gene Ontology annotation, biological process: muscle contraction; pointed-end actin filament capping; myofibril assembly. NCBI's taxonomy places the organism in Eukaryota, Metazoa, Chordata, Actinopteri, Syngnathiformes, Syngnathidae. Gene Ontology annotation, cellular component: striated muscle thin filament; myofibril. The transcript is spliced from 3 exons.